AUGGCCGCACCCAAGAAGAUUCUUUUCAUCUGCUCCAGCGAUUAUGGCCAGGCCAAUGUUAUCCUGGCGACCUCGUACGCCCUUAUGGCAACGGGAGCACCUCUUGAGAUGCACGUCGCAUCAGAGCAUCCCAUGAAGCCAGAGGUCGAACACACGAUGGCGUUAGCAGACGAAACAAUCAAGACAGCCGCGCCGUACAAACUUCACUUCCACGGCAUCACGGGCGUGUCCCACUUCGAAGCAAUGUCACGACCACAAGCAGGUGUCAUGGACGCCUGGUCACUCCCCUUGCCAAAUUUCUCGAAUGCGUCAGUCUUCAUGGGCCGUUUCUCUUACGGUGCCAUGCCCUGGGAGCCGGAGGAGGUUGUUGAUCUUUAUGCCCAGACUGUCAGCAUCAUCAAGGAGGUUCAGCCUGAACUAACAGUCAUCGACCCUCUCUACCUGCCCGGACUCACUGCGGCACACUAUCUUAAGGUCAAGUGGACCGUAUUAGCUCCCAAUACCAUCAAGGACUUUGCCGUACCAUGCCAGCCCAAGGGCGCAGCUCUGUGGAAAUACCCGGUCAUCGGCUCUGGCCUCCCAUAUCCGGUGCCAUGGUCUCAGAUGGCACAUAAUAUAGGGCUCACGCUCAUCCUCGCCAAGACGAUGCUGACCGACAACCGGACCAAGACGGCAGUGAGGCUCCUGCGAGAGCACACCGGUGACGAGAACCUACAGAUGAUGUCCUUGGCCGAGCUGGGCGUGGUCCACGCGCCGCCUCCCGGGCUGAGGCUCAUCAGCGCCUUCUCGCCGGACCUAGACUACCCUCUCGAUAUCAUUCCCAGCCACGUCAUUCCGGUCGGGCCAAUCGUGCGAUACGCAAAAAAGCUGGCUGAUAUUGACCCCACGCUGGACCAAUGGCUUUCGAGGGGCCCAACGGUGUACAUCAACCUGGGCACACAGUUGAAGAUGACGCCGGCUGAGGCGCUGGAGAUGGCGCUGUCCGUGCGUGAUCUCCUUGACGCGGCCGGUGCAUCCUCCAAGAUGCAAGUUCUCUGGAAGCUGAAGCGCAAGGCAGGGGAUGCCAAGGACGGCGAGUGGAAGGUUGUGCACGACACACUGUUGCCUGAGAUUGAGACCGGCCGUGUGCGUAUCACGUCCUGGGUCAAGGCAGACCCGUGCUCGAUCCUGUUAUCUGGACGUGUCGUCUGCUCUGUGCACCACGGAGGCGCAAAUUCACACCAUGAAGCGUUGGCAGCCGGAGUACCACAAGUCGUGCUACCGUCAUGGAUCGACUGUUACGACUUUGGAAACCGCGUCGAGCUAAACGGCGUGGGCAUCAGGGCGAACAAGACUGCGGCCCCGCGGUGGGCGCGUGCGGAGCUGGGCACGGCACUGAAGGACAUUCUGAUCGGAGAGAAAGCUGUCGCGUUCCGAGAAAACGCAAAGAAGCUGGCCGAGAAGCACCCAGAGCAUGCAGGACGGACUAAGGCUGCGGAUGUCAUCUUGGACAUCCUAAACACAUGA
Cryphonectria parasitica EP155 is the source of this 1506-nucleotide messenger RNA. RefSeq names its product family 1 glycosyltransferase. The record is from RefSeq and is a predicted model, not a curated record. The coding region runs from base 1 to 1506 and encodes 501 amino acids. Gene Ontology annotation, molecular function: UDP-glycosyltransferase activity. The transcript is spliced from 2 exons. NCBI's taxonomy places the organism in Eukaryota, Fungi, Ascomycota, Sordariomycetes, Diaporthales, Cryphonectriaceae.